GCGCCCGUGGGCGAGGUGAUGGUUAUGGCCGUUCAGGGGCCGCUGCCGCCGCGCCCGGAGCUGCCGCCGCGCCCGGACCCGCUCCCGACGCUCCCGCUGCUGCUGGCGGCCGCCGCUGCGGCGCUCCUCGGCUACUACUGGGCGCGGGUGCCGCGGCGGCCGCUGCUCGCCGCUGGCCCGCAGCUCCGUGCCUUCCUGCAGCGUCGGUGCCCUGCCGUGGGCGACACCUUCUACCCCACACCCUGGUGCUUCGAGGGCCGCCUGCAGACUGUGCUGGGGGCUCUUCUCUCGGCCCGGCGCCCCGUCUCCUACCGCAGCGAGGCCAUCCGCACCCCCGACGGCGGGCAGCUCAUCCUCGACUGGGCUGAGGACACAGGCAGCCACCGGCACCUGGAGCCAUGUGCCCGUCCCACCGUCCUGCUGCUCCCGGGCCUCACCGGCAGCAGCCAGGCCGGUUACCUACUCGGCCUGGUGCAUCGGGCUGGCCGCGCUGGCUACAGGUCUGUCGUGCUCAACCACCGUGGCUGCCGGGGCGAGGAGCUGCUGACCCCCAGGACCUUCUGCGCCAGCAACACUGAGGACCUGGAGACGGCCAUCGCCCACAUUAAGCGCCAGCACCCGCGGGCCCCACUGAUGGCUGUUGGCGUCUCCUUGGGCGGGAUGCAGCUGCUGAACUACCUGGGGCGGCGGGGACCGGCAGCAGGGCUGGUGGCAGCCAUGGCCCUCUGCCCCUGCUGGGAUGCUGGUGCCUCGGCCAUGGCGCUGGAGCAGCCCAUCAAUGCUCUGCUCUUCAACCGGCCGCUCACUGCUGGCAUCUGCCGCCUCGUCAGCAGGCACAGGGCGGCCAUCGGGGAGAAGGUGGACGUGGAGCAUGUCCUACAGGCACGCACCAUCCGCCAGUUUGACGAGCGCUACACAGCCCCAGCCUUUGGCUACCGCUCCUGCCAUGAGUACUAUCAGGCAGCCAGCCCUGCUCAUGGGCUGCACUACAUUCGUGUGCCUGUCCUCUGCCUCAAUGCCUCCGAUGACCCCUUCUCUCCCCUGCAUGCCAUCCCCGUGGAGGCCGCCUGGCGCCUGCACCAUGUGGCACUGCUGGUGACGGCCCACGGUGGCCACCUCGGCUUCCUGGAGGGACUCUGCCCACGCCCUGGCAGCUUCAUGGAGCGGCUCUUUGCCCAGUUCACCAUCGCGGUCUUCGAGCACGGCGAGGAGCUGCAGCAGCUGGAGGGGGACGGGGAUGAGGCUGUGGGGCAGGGAACUGCCUGACUCCAUAAUAAACCCAUGCUGCUGCAGCCACGUGUCUGUGGGCAGGGAGCAGCAUAGAUGGCACAGCAC
Colius striatus (speckled mousebird) is the source of this 1335-nucleotide messenger RNA. It is a transcript of the gene ABHD1, whose product is annotated as abhydrolase domain containing 1. Bases 19 to 1266 code for a protein of 415 amino acids. The record is from RefSeq and is a predicted model, not a curated record. NCBI's taxonomy places the organism in Eukaryota, Metazoa, Chordata, Aves, Coliiformes, Coliidae. Gene Ontology annotation, biological process: medium-chain fatty acid biosynthetic process; medium-chain fatty acid catabolic process. The transcript has 9 exons. Gene Ontology annotation, molecular function: acetylesterase activity; monoacylglycerol lipase activity.